UGUGGUCCUGGUACGAAGACAUACAAAUUACAAACAAUCAUUGUUAAUCAGAGAGCGUAUAUUGCAUAAUAUCAACUCCUUCAAAACAAAAGCUAAUUAAAAAAAAAAAAAAACCUUCUUCAUUCUCCUCCUCUACCCCCUCCAAGUGAAGAAUUGAACCGGGAUUUUAAACCAGAACACAACCUUGCUUUUUUGUUGGUUAUAUGCUGACUGAUAAUUCAACAAGCAAAUGAUCAGACUAAAUUUCCACUGCUCUGUAAUUCCAAGAGCAAGACAAACCACACCGUGCAGCAACCAUGGCUCAUUCAUCAUCCAAAAUCUCAGAGCUUCAAAACUUUGUCAACGGGUUUCCAUCAAGGUUAAGGCCAUAAAAGGUGAGAUGAAUGGAGAAACAAGUGGAUCUUCAGGAAGUAGCUGGGACCCUGGGUUGGAAAUUGAAGUCCCUUUCGAGCAAAGGCCGGUAAAUGAGUACUCAUCUCUCAAGGACGGAAUGCUGUAUUCAUGGGGUGAACUGGGUCCAGGGUCAUUCUUCCUUCGCCUUGGAGGUCUAUGGUUGGCAGUGUUCACAGUGCUUGGAGCGCCAAUUUCAGCAGCAAGCUUUAAUCCUUCUAGAGAGCCUCUGAGAUUUAUACUAGCUGCUGGAACAGGAACACUCUUCAUUGUGUCUUUGAUCGUCUUGAGGAUUUAUCUGGGGUGGAGCUAUGUUGGUGAUAGACUCCUGUCUGCAGUCAUUCCUUAUGAAGAAAGUGGCUGGUAUGAUGGACAGAUGUGGGUCAAGCCGCCCGAGAUCCUAGCUCGUGAUAGAUUGUUGGGCUCUUACAAGGUUAAACCAGUCGUUAGACUACUGAAGCAAACGCUAGUUGGGACUGGAGCAUUACUUGUUACUGGAGUUAUGCUAUUUAUCUUUGCUACACCAGUCGAGAACUUUUUUCAUUCCACCUUUACCACAGAAGAAAAUAAAUCAACCGCCCAAGUUGCCAAGGUCAACACAAAGUUCAACCUAAGAAAAGAGGAGUUGCUUAAAUUGCCUGAAGAGGUGAGAGCUGACGACGAUCUUGCAGCUGCUGCUGCGGAGGCUGCUGAUGGAAGGCCAGUCUACUGUAGAGAUAGGUUUUAUCGAGCAUUAGCAGGAGGCCAGUACUGCAAAUGGGAGGAUCUGCUCAAGUAAAGGACAAAAAGAAGGCACACAUGAUUUCAUAUAGUAAAAGCAGUUUAUCAUUUGUUACAACUUGUAACUCUAUGGCCAAAGCUUUAUUCUAUUAGUUAAGAAAACCAUUCAACGCAAUCAAUGUAAAAGCAAAACAACUCCUGAAAUAGAUAGUGAAGAAACACAACAAAAGAUCACAUGGAUCAAUAACAAAAUUAUAUGACAUAUAGGAAAAAAAAAAGAUGAUCCACUAUAUAGACGGAUUAUAGAUACACAGGUAGACAUGCAAUAUGCAAUGCAAGUUCCAUAUACGUGUUAGGACUAAAGUCUACACAAGCAGGACAUUUGUGCAGUGAAACCACCGGUUUUCAUAA
Messenger RNA from Cicer arietinum (chickpea), 1521 nucleotides. RefSeq names its product protein CONSERVED IN THE GREEN LINEAGE AND DIATOMS 27, chloroplastic. Lineage: Eukaryota; Viridiplantae; Streptophyta; Magnoliopsida; Fabales; Fabaceae. The record is from RefSeq and is a predicted model, not a curated record.